Molecule: messenger RNA, 3797 nt
Organism: Verruconis gallopava
Lineage: Eukaryota; Fungi; Ascomycota; Dothideomycetes; Venturiales; Sympoventuriaceae
Product: translation elongation factor G
Exons: 1
Coding region: 1-2772 (923 amino acids)
Biological process (GO): mitochondrial translation; ribosome disassembly
Cellular component (GO): mitochondrion
Molecular function (GO): GTP binding; GTPase activity
Source: RefSeq, a predicted model, not a curated record
AUGGUCCUCGCCGGAGCUCGUGAUAUCCCAUGCACUUCGAUCGAUUCUGCGAUUCGAGCCUUCGUUCGUCAUUCUUUCAUCGGGAGUAAUAGUUCCUUUGUUAUCAAUUCGUGUGGAAUGUUGAGAUGGAGCUUUCGCAGUUUUGCCCGACAAGGCCGUCUGCAAUGGGUUCGUUUCUUUACUACAAGCGGACGUCUCCAUGACCAUCAUGACGCCCUUUCUAGAACCAGGAAUAUCGGCAUCAUCGCCCACAUCGAUGCGGGAAAAACUACAACGACGGAGCGUAUGCUCUAUUACAGUGGGUACACGAGACGCAUUGGUGAUGUGGACGAUGGCUCAACGGUCACCGAUUUUCUUCCUGCCGAAAGAGCUAGGGGAAUCACCAUUCAGUCGGCGGCCAUCACGUUCAAUUGGCCUCCAACACCACCAGAAGAGGCUCAAAAAUUGGUUAAGUCCCCGCCCACGGGAACGAAGUCGCGACUUUCAGCAACUCCUCAUAGCAUCAACUUGAUUGAUACGCCUGGUCACGCAGACUUCACAUUCGAAGUUCUGCGCUCGCUCCGCGUGCUGGACGGCGCUGUCUGUAUACUUGAUGGCGUUGCAGGCGUGGAAGCUCAAACCGAGAAAGUGUGGCACCAAGCGAACCAGUAUCGGAUCCCCAGGAUCGUUUAUGUGAACAAACUGGACCGCGAUGGCGCGGCAUUUCACAGGACCGUCAAGGAGGUUGGCGCGAAAUUGAACGUGUGGCCAGCCGUUUGCGAGAUUCCGUGGUGGAGAACGGAAGAUGGGAAGUUUUGCGGUGUUGGAGAUGUAGUGGGUUUGAGGGGACUGCUGUGGGAGGAGGGAACGGACGGCAGAGCAGUGAAGGCUUUCAGCUUGAAGGAGCUCGAUGAGAAGUAUCCAAAGCUGGCACAAGAGCUCAGAAGAGCAAGAGAAGCGCUCGUUGAGAGGCUGAGCGAGCAUGACGAGGAAAUGGUCGAAAAGUUUCUCGAUUGCGAGGAAGACCAUCUGGCCAUCCCGGAGCAAGACGUCGUCUCGUCGCUCAGGAGAUGUACGAUGCAGUCCCCGCAGCAGGUCGCGCCUGUGUAUGCCGGAGCCAGCUUCAGGAACAUUGGCGUGCAGCCUCUCCUGGACGCCGUGGUUGACUUGUUGCCUUCGCCCGCUGAACGGCCGGACACUGAAAUCACGAUUGGAUCUACGACCAGUACGCUACAGGACUUGCUCAGCGGUAAGAUUACAGGCACACGUCAAACGACUAUGAUGGCAAAGCCUUCGAAAGCGAGAUCUACCGCUGUGGUGGCCAACUUACAGAGUUGUGCUCUGGCAUUCAAAGUCGUUAACGAUGCGAAAAGAGGGGUCCUCGUUUAUGUACGCGUCUACUCAGGCUCUCUUACUCGCGGCGCUCAAAUCUUCAAUACAAAUCUGAACGUCACAGAGCGAGCGCCCAGGUUACUCCGUAUGUACGCCUCGGACGCGCUCGAGAUCCCCUCCAUUGACGCCGGCCAGAUCGGCGUCAUUGUUGGCCUAAAACACGCGCGCACGGGCGACACACUGAUCUCCUACAUGGGAAUGAAUGCGAAGACUGGACCGCCUGCACCUCUGGACAGCCUGCAGCUGCGACCGAUAGCGGUCCCCCCGCCCGUCUUCUUUACGAGCAUCGAGCCGGACAGUCUGGCCGAGGAGAAGCACAUCAAGGACACUCUCGACAUUUUGUUACGCGAGGACCCGAGCUUGAGUGUGUCCGUCGACGCGGAGAAUGGCCAGACGCAUCUUGCGGGCAUGGGCGAGCUGCACCUUGAGAUUGCGCGCGAUCGGCUCAUCAACGACUUCAAGGCCAAGGCGCGGAUCGGAAAGAUCGAUAUCAACUAUCGCGAAGCCGUGGAAGCAGCUUCGAAGCAAGCGUUCGAAAGUGCCGUGGACCGUGAGAUCGGUGGCAAGCAUGCGCACGCCACCACGCUGGUCUCGAUAGCUCCCAUUGCCGCGAAGGAUUUCAAAUCGCCGCAUGCAGACAGCGCUCAGGAGAUCGAGCUGCCAGAUAACAACCACCUCACGAUUCUGCAUCCAACCUUGUCCGCGGACGGACGGCCCGUCCAUGACGACAAAGAUCCUUUCCCGCCCCAGCUCACCUUCUCCAUGGCCAUCUCAGCCUUGCAGAGCGGUGUAAGCGCGGCGCUUGCGCGGGGGCCAACCCAUGGGUAUCCUGUGCAUUCGACACAUGUCACUCUCCAUCUCCAUCCAGACGAGCACAUCUUCCCCGACACAAGCGCAGUGGCGCUGUCGGUUGCAGCACGCGAAGCAACACAGGCCGCUCUCGAAGCCUCUCACAAAGACGCUGCUUUGGCUCUGAUGGAGCCCGUCAUGCUCGUCACCAUCAGCGUUGGUGAAUCGGACCUCGGUGCAGUGGUGCAUGACCUUUCAGCUGCACGCGGCGGUCAUAUUCUCUCCCUUGACGACGACAACAGCGUAGCCAGCGAUCCCGGCUCUGCCGCCAUCGCGCUCGAAGAGGACAACAUGCCCUCUGUCGACCCCAAUCUGGUAUACGCGCCGCCAGACCCGUACACCUCGGAAGUCGGAAACGGAACAGUGAUGUCUACGAGUGCUACACGGCUGCGACAGAUCACGGCGCGAGUUCCGCUGCGCGAGAUGGUGGGAUAUCUCAGGCAGCUGCGCAGCUUGACCGCGGGUAGGGGCACAUUUGUUAUGCAAGUGGAUCGGUUUGAGAAAGUCAGCGGGCAGCGGCUGCAAGCCAUCCUCAAGGAAGUGAGGGGUUGAAAGGAGAGGAGAAGAACAGAGCGAAUAUGCGUGUGCGCGUGUACGCGUGUGUGUCCGUGUACGUGCGCGGUACUUGUCUCUUGUACAGAGAGUGUUUGGGAUUUAUCGUUUCUUCAGGGAUGCUUGGAUUGAAGGGGGAAUGUAAUGGAAGAAGGAAUAGAGAUAUCCAUCUACAAGUAGGGCUUUUUGUCCAAGGCAGAACAUUGGACGGAUGAGAUGGAACGACAAGACUGGGAUUGGACGUGUGUUAGGUUGGUGGAUCUGGAUGCUUGGCCAUAGGGCAUGCGAAGUGUCUUAAGACGUACGGAAUGACUCGUUUCGUUUUGAGAGAAGGCGACCAGCGUGGCGAAUGGUCCGAUAACGUGUGCUCCGGGCAAAACACCUGUAAACAUAAGACGAUGGUUGUGAUAUCGGUCUCCACUCACAGAAACGAGCAUGAGUACCGCCACGGCAGCUGGUGCCCGAACAUGAAAGAAAGGCUGACGACAAGCGAUGACGCUUGAUGUUUGCACGCCACGAGGCUUUGGCCCCGCCUUAGCGGACGGGAACGCAUGCACGCAUAACUACACUCUUGCAGAUCUUUUGAGACAACAUGGAAGUGGAGGCACAAGGAGAUUGAUGUGAUUUCCCGACCCCGUUUGCCCACGACGACGUUUCUGUGCUUUUUCCCGUCGCCGUCGUUCUCUCCGAUGGGCCGUUCCCACCGUGAAGCUCGCAAAGAGAGGAAGACAUAAACGACGACGGACAAAGUUCGCAAAACACGGACUUGCUCCCUCUGGCGCCGUACAGAAGGUCCCGGGCGACGCGAGUCCGUCAGGCAACAAAAAUGGUAGAGCGAGGAAACGAAACAAAAGGAAGGGUGUUUUUCUCUUGUCGCUCCCCUGAGAAGGCCGCUACGGCUGGUUUUCUAGAAUGCGCAAAACGGGACGACGGCCCUGCCACUUCCUGAUACCUUGCCCAUUUGGUGCUUUUUUUUUUUAGAGAGAGAGAGAAAAGAAAAGAAUGAAUGAAAGCAAGAAAUUAUC